Molecule: messenger RNA, 1007 nt
Organism: Cucurbita moschata (crookneck pumpkin)
Lineage: Eukaryota; Viridiplantae; Streptophyta; Magnoliopsida; Cucurbitales; Cucurbitaceae
Exons: 3
Coding region: 215-739 (174 amino acids)
Source: RefSeq, a predicted model, not a curated record
GGAACCCUCUGUUUCCGUCUUUAUCUCUUCUUUAUUUUUUUCUCUCUCUUUUCAGUGAGAGAAGAAAUCUCUUCUCCGUCCAAAUCUGGGUGUAUCUUCGAUGUGUAGUGCAGAAGAACGAGGGCAUGAUUUCUCGUUUGUUCUAGAAUCGAUUCUCCAGCAGUGAGUCUAGGCUUUUGAUUUUUGUUUCUCCUUCUCAUUGUCGUUGAUCGAUAUGAAGGACGACGAUGUCCUUCCGACGACGAUAGCGAGUGCCGGGAGGAAAGAGAGCUCGGUUUCGAGUUUAUUCGGCAAAUGCCGUUACAAGUUCUGGGCAUUGGCUGCCAUUUUGUUGCUCGCAUUUUGGUCCAUGUUCACCGGUACUGUCUCUCUUCGAUGGUCCGCUGGUAAUCUCAACGGCCUGUCUGAUAAUAUCGAUUUUAACAUCCAUGACGAUCUCGAUGUGCUUGAGAUGGAGGAAAGGGAGAAGACAGUGAAGCACAUGUGGGACGUUUACACAAAUAAUCACCGUAUCAGGUUACCGCGUUUCUGGCUAGAGGCAUUCGAGGCUGCGUACGAGGACCUAACCAGUGAAGUGCCUGGUGAUAGAGAGGCUGCUAUCUCCGAGAUCGCCCGGAUGUCCGUGCGCUCCAUUGUUAUUGAUACGCCUUCAGAGAAAUCAACGAGUGCACGAGAAUUCGCAAAGAUGCAAAGAAAAGCAGAUAAAAGCAGGGAGACCAGCUACCAAAACUGGGAGUAAGCUGUGAGAUGGAUGAUGUUCAUGAUGAUCUAAGGUUCGAGACCUCUCUAUUCUGCCCUUUCAGCCACUAGAUUGCUGUCUGAAGUUUGUUAGGAGGCAGUGAUUGGCAAAUCUAUAUUCUUUAAAAUUUGAUUCUUCCCCUUUGCUUUAGUAUUGCAAGAUGGGUCAAACAGCGUUUUUGCCUAGAAUGUUAUAGUGUUAAUGUUAUUUAUAAAGAUGAAAGAUCAAUUUUGUUCAAAAUUAUACUUCCAAACCCAUCACUUGCAUA